Molecule: messenger RNA, 1131 nt
Organism: Ylistrum balloti
Lineage: Eukaryota; Metazoa; Mollusca; Bivalvia; Pectinida; Pectinidae
Product: E3 ubiquitin-protein ligase RNF34-like
Exons: 6
Coding region: 1-1131 (376 amino acids)
Biological process (GO): proteasome-mediated ubiquitin-dependent protein catabolic process; negative regulation of extrinsic apoptotic signaling pathway via death domain receptors; protein K48-linked ubiquitination
Cellular component (GO): cytoplasm; plasma membrane
Molecular function (GO): ubiquitin protein ligase activity; metal ion binding
Source: RefSeq, a predicted model, not a curated record
AUGGGUGCAGCAGCAGUGAGAGGACAACAUGGCACAGCGACCUUCACAUUUCAUCCCUCAGGAUACACAACUAAUGUAAACUUCAAUCAAAACCAACAGCAGUCCACUUCUCCAAACAUGACGGCUUGUGAAGCUUGUCAAACCAACUUCAAUCUUUUCAAAAGAAAGAAAAUAUGUAAAUACUGUGAUAGAACCUUUUGUUCCAAUUGUGUGCACCGUUAUCGGGAUCCGGACAAUAACCGAAUGACAUACAGACAAUGUAACACAUGUAAAGUAUUAAUGUCGGGGAAAUUCACCCGUUCUGACCUGAUGAAGUGGAAAGUGAAGGAAUUACGAAUAUUGCUCAAUAAACGGAAUGUCUCCACCAACACAUGUAAGGAAAAGCAUGACCUUAUUGACCUGCUGUUUAUCAACUUUGCUAAAUCCCCGACUCAGGAGUCUGCUGAAGUAGAGGACUUGGAGUCUCUGUCUAGACAGCCAAGUAGUCUGUCUGGUAGUACGAUUAGUAGUGGUGGUACUCAGGACACAAACAACACCAACCACUUUUCGGCAACGCAAAACUCCAGUCCCCCACAGCCACCCCAACCCCCAGGACCAGAAAGUGAGACAGACAGAGAGGAGAGGCUGAGACAGAGACAGGAGCAGGAGAUGAGACAAGCCAUGUUUAGACAGGAAAUAUUUGGAGAAGAUGAAGAAGAGGAGGUUCCCCAAGGUACAGCCACCCCUCGUGUGAGGAUGAAUCUGGCAGAAAUCAAAACACUUGAGGAUGUUGACAACCUCACAGUCAGGCAGCUAAAGGAAGUCCUUGUUACCAAUUUUGUGAACUACAAAGGAUGUUGUGAGAAACCCGAGCUAGUCGACAAGGUCAAACGGUUGUGGAAGGAACAUAAGACCAACGAACAAAAAGUAAAAGAUUUAGACUCAACAGAAACUAAAGACACGAAAGGGGAGCCAGUCACUGGGGAAAAACCUGAAGAUGAUAUAUGUAAAAUCUGUAUGGAUGCUGCGAUUGACUGCGUGCUCCUAGAAUGUGGUCACAUGAUCUCCUGCACACAAUGUGGCCGUCGUCUCAACGAGUGUCCAAUAUGUCGACAGUAUGUUGUACGAGUUGUACAUACCUUUAAGAGCUAA